CCCAACACUUUAUGUUUGUUAAGUAGUACUACUAUUUUCUCUUUUCCCCGGGAAAUCCUCCCGUUAAACCUGCCUUGCACAAUUUUUUACUACUUUAAUUAUUCAAUUAUUAAUUAAAUUGGUCCAUCAUCCCAGAAAAGGCGAAAAGCAAACUCAGGAAAAACGAACCCAAAAAAAAAAAAAGAAAAGGGAAAAGAAUAAAAGAUAAGACCCAUUUGCAUUUGAGGCCCCAGAUUUUCCACCCAUUUUUGCAAUCAUCAUCUUCCUUAUUCUAUAUCACUGUCCGAUUUCCCCCUCUUCCCAAUUAAGAUUUAGAAGUAGAAGCCAAGAGUUUAUGUAAUCCGAGUUCAUUUUGGAAAGUGAUAUAUAUAUAUAUGGAUGUUCCAAUUUCAACAUCACUCUUUUAGCUCUCAGCUCAGUUCCUCCUCCUCCCUUCAAUGGCGGCUGCUCUGCCAAUUCUGCUUGUACUUUUACUCAUUACUUUAUCCACGGCUGUUUCAUCAUCAGCUGUAUUAUAUGAUUCUGAAACCCAAAAGAGGACUUACAUUUUCCGAGUUGAUUCCUCCUUCAUUAAGCCCUCUGUUUUCCCCACCCAUCACCAUUGGUACGCUUCUGAGUUUUUCACCACCACCACCCCCACUGCAUCAUCAUCGUCUUCCUCCUCUGACAGUAUCCUCCACGUGUACGAGAAUGUUUUCCAUGGUUUCUCAGCUUCUUUGACCCCGGCACAAGCUGCUGAGUUCCGACAGCAUCCCGCUAUCCUCGCCGCUUUUGAAGACCGCCGGCGCCACCUCCACACCACCCGCUCCCCUCAGUUCCUGGGCCUUCGUAACCAGAGGGGUCUCUGGUCCGAAUCCGACUACGGCUCCGACGUUAUCAUCGGUGUUUUUGAUACCGGAAUAUGGCCGGAACGGAGGAGUUUCUCCGAUUUGAACCUCGGUCCUGUUCCGGCGAGAUGGAAAGGGGUUUGCCAGGCCGGCGUUAGGUUCACGGCGAGGAAUUGUAACAAGAAGAUUGUUGGGGCGAGGUUUUUCUCCAAAGGACAUGAGGCUGCGCCGCCGGGGUUCGGCGGUAUUGGCGGUGGGAUUAACGACACCGUUGAGUUUAAGUCCCCGAGAGACGCCGACGGGCAUGGGACCCACACCGCCUCCACGGCGGCCGGCCGCCAUGCUUUUAAAGCCAGUAUGGAAGGCUACGCCGCCGGAAUAGCCAAAGGCGUGGCUCCCAAAGCUCGACUGGCUGUCUACAAAGUGUGCUGGAAGGACGCCGGCUGCUUCGAUUCCGACAUCCUCGCCGCAUUUGAUGCCGCCGUUACCGACGGCGUCGACGUCAUCUCCAUCUCCAUCGGCGGAGGCGACGGCGUUUCUUCCCCUUAUUACCUCGAUCCCAUCGCCAUAGGGGCAUACGGCGCCGUUUCCAGGGGUAUUUUCGUUUCGUCUUCAGCUGGUAACGAUGGGCCUAAUGCAAUGUCCGUAACCAACUUGGCCCCCUGGCUCACUACCGUAGGCGCCGGCACCAUAGACAGAAACUUCCCCGCCGAGAUUAUCCUCGGAGAUGGUCGGAAGUUCUCCGGCGUCUCGCUUUAUGCCGGAGCUCCGUUGAACGGCAAAAUGUACCCGGUUGUUUACCCGGGUAAAUCGGGAGUACUUGCAACUUCCUUGUGUAUGGAGAACUCACUGGACAGCAGUGGCGUGAAGGGCAAGAUCGUCAUUUGCGAUCGCGGCAGCAAUCCCAGGGUGGCGAAAGGGCUGGUUGUGAAGAAGGCCGGCGGCGUGGGUAUGAUUCUGGCGAACGGAGUAACUAACGGAGAAGGCUUAGUCGGAGAUGCUCAUUUACUUCCGGCUUGUGCCGUGGGGACCACCGAGGGUGAUGCCAUUAAGGCAUACGCAUCAUCUCAUUCCGCCACCGCCACCAUUAAUUUCGGCGGCACUGUGGUCGGAGUCAAGCCGGCUCCGGUUGUGGCUUCCUUUUCGGCUCGGGGACCCAACGGGUUGAACCCGGAGAUACUGAAACCGGACUUGAUCGCUCCGGGUGUCAACAUUUUAGCUGCGUGGACCGAUGCUGUAGGUCCGACGGGGCUCGAUUUGGAUACCCGGAAAACCGAAUUCAACAUCUUGUCGGGUACUUCAAUGGCCUGCCCACACGUCAGCGGCGCGGCGGCGUUGCUGAAAUCCGCCCAUCCGGACUGGAGCCCCGCGGCGAUCAGGUCGGCGAUGAUGACGACAUCUAGCGUCAUCGACAACGGUUUCCAUCCCAUGGUUGAUGAAUCCACGGGCAAGCCAUCCACCCCGUACGAUUUCGGGGCGGGUCAUUUGAACCUGGACCUCGCCAUGGAUCCUGGGCUGGUUUACGAUCUCACCAAUAACGAUUACGUCAACUUCUUAUGUGGAAUCGAAUACGGGCCAAAGACAAUCCAAGUGAUCACAAAAGCCCCGGUGAGCUGCCCGGCGAGAAAGCCGUUCCCGGAGAAUCUGAACUACCCGUCCAUCGCCGCUUUGUUUUCAAGUGGCUCCACCGGAGUGUCGACCAAAACGUUCUUCCGGACGGUCACUAACGUCGGAGCCGAGGCGAACGCAGUUUAUACGGCGAAAAUAGAGGCGCCGAAGGGAGUGAGUGUGAGUGUGAAGCCGUCCAAGUUGGUGUUCACGGAGAAGAUAAGGAAACUGAGUUACUAUGUUAGCGUGACGGCGGACAGUAAGAAUCUGGUACUUGGUAACUCGGGGGCUGUAUUCGGAUCACUAUCUUGGGUGGAUGGAAAACACGUGGUUCGGAGCCCCAUGGUGAUCACUCAAAUCGACCCAUUGUAGAAUAAGAACCUCUUUGAUCAUGUGAAUUUGAUCCAGGUUUUUAGCUUUUUAAACUAAGGAGCUGUGCAAAUUUUUUAGCUUUUUGUAGCUUUGAAUUGGUUAUUAUGUCAUAUGUGCCUGUUCUAUGUGACUUUGAAUUGGUUAUGUCAUAGGUGGCAUAUGUUUUUUUUCCCCUUUGGAGUGUUGGGGGUUUUUUUUUUUUUUUUUCUUUUCAUUUUUUUAACAUUUUUU
Molecule: messenger RNA, 3038 nt
Organism: Oldenlandia corymbosa var. corymbosa
Lineage: Eukaryota; Viridiplantae; Streptophyta; Magnoliopsida; Gentianales; Rubiaceae
Source: the annotation of a GenBank genome assembly